AUGCCAGAGCAAAGUAACGACUACCGCGUGGUGGUGUUUGGCGCGGGCGGCGUGGGCAAGAGCUCCCUGGUGGUGCGCUUCGUGAAGGGCACCUUCAGAGACACCUACAUCCCCACGGUGGAGGACACCUACACGCAGGUGAUCAGCUGCGACAAGAGCGUGUGCACGCUGCAGAUCACCGACACCACCGGCAGCCACCAGUUCCCCGCCAUGCAGCGCCUGUCCAUCUCCAAGGGCCACGCCUUCAUCCUGGUCUACUCCAUCACCAGCAGGCAGUCCCUGGAGGAGCUGCGGCCCAUCUACCAGCAGCUGCUGGCCAUCAAGGGCAGCGUGGACAGCGUGCCCGUCAUGCUGGUGGGCAACAAGGCGGACGAGCCGCAGCGCGAGGUGGAGGUCCGCGACGGAGAGGCGCAGGCGCGGAGCUGGAAGUGCGCCUUCAUGGAGACGUCGGCCAAGACCAACCACAACGUCACGGAGCUGUUCCAGGAGCUGCUGAGCCUGGACAAGAGGAGGAGCAUGAACCUCAACAUCGACGCCAAGCGCUCCGGCAAGCAGAGGCGCGCCGACAAACUCAAGGCAAAGUGCAGCAUCAUGUAG
This is a messenger RNA of Sardina pilchardus (European sardine), 597 nucleotides long. RefSeq names its product DIRAS family, GTP-binding RAS-like 1a (gene diras1a). Bases 1 to 597 code for a protein of 198 amino acids. The record is from RefSeq and is a predicted model, not a curated record. NCBI's taxonomy places the organism in Eukaryota, Metazoa, Chordata, Actinopteri, Clupeiformes, Clupeidae. Gene Ontology annotation, cellular component: plasma membrane. Gene Ontology annotation, molecular function: GTP binding; GTPase activity; GDP binding. Gene Ontology annotation, biological process: signal transduction. The transcript has a single exon.